UUUUUUUGAUAGUAUUGAUAAGAGCACCUCCAUCGGAGUCUUUUAGAAAGGGUACUAAAAAAAAAACCAAAAAAAAAAUAAAUGAAAAAUGAGAUAAAACCAAAGAACCGGCCCUAAACUAAGGGGUUUUAGAACCACUAAGCAUCCCAUACGUGUCCUCUGUGUAUUGGUCUUCUCUCUCUCUGUCUCUCUCUUUCUCAUCGGUUUUGCUCUCCUUCUCCAAAUCCGUGUUCGAAUUCUUCGAGUUUAUGUGUUGAUUUGAAUCUUGUGAAUCUCCUCGUUGGAAUUGAAAUCACCUCACCUCACUGAAUCGCCGAUCGGUAAUCAAUCCGUAAACCCUAAUCAUUGUUUGAUUCUGGAUUUUUUUUGUAUCAGGGAGAAGACGGAGAUUCAUGGCUAAUAAUCAUAUUGUGCUCUACUUAGCAUAUGUUAUCUUGCUUCUAGGGAUUAUCAGUUCAUCCUUCAACAUGCAUGUAUUUUCAUUUUCAUUUUAGCUCCUGGGAUUUAAUCAUUUUCUAGCUGUUGAGUUUGAUCAACCUUUGUUUUUAGCGUUUACUCUUUGAAGCUACAUGUUAAAAAAGGAUCAAACUUGGUCUUGAAUUUUUGUCUAAAUCUUAUCAUUGUUCCUGAAUUUUUAACAUGGUGUUGUAGCUGGUCUACCUUUAGACAAGAACGUAGUUAGAGCUAGAUGUAUCCGCAAGGAAGGAUUUCUCAUCAUUUCGGGAGAUGUGUGUUGGAGACCAUCUUGCUGUUAAGGGACCAAAGUUUGAGUGGGCGUGGCAGCAUCCGAGAGCGUGCAGUACGAGAAGUUGCUGCUGCUUUCAAGUCCUUCUCUGGACUUGCACGCAAGAUCAAGCUUGCAUACACAAUGCUAACUCUUCCAGCUUGGAAUAGCUUGAACCUGACAAUCAACUAUUUCUCAUCAAAGUAUGCGCACCACAGCGGUGUCUCUCCAAGUUUGCCUCCCCACAUGAAAGUCCAAGUCUGUGCUAAAGAAAACAACGAUUCUCAGCCCGAAGAUGAAAAGAGUCUUGAUAGUAAUAAAGAAGAGGAUGAUGAUAAUACCCAAAGCCAGCCUACGAAUCCAACUACAAGCUCAUUGGAUGACUUUCUAAUUAUAAAUUUGUAUUUCUAUUUUUCAUAUGUUUUUAUGUCAUAUUUGUUUUAAUGUUAUGAAAUCCAAUAAUUUAUAAGUUUUGUAAUAUUUAA
Brassica napus (rape) is the source of this 1209-nucleotide messenger RNA. RefSeq lists its product as uncharacterized. Lineage: Eukaryota; Viridiplantae; Streptophyta; Magnoliopsida; Brassicales; Brassicaceae. Gene Ontology annotation, biological process: double-strand break repair via homologous recombination. The transcript is spliced from 4 exons. Gene Ontology annotation, cellular component: Slx1-Slx4 complex. The record is from RefSeq and is a predicted model, not a curated record. The coding region runs from base 689 to 1168 and encodes 159 amino acids. Gene Ontology annotation, molecular function: 5'-flap endonuclease activity; crossover junction DNA endonuclease activity.